AUGGCUUUUUACGACGACCCUGGGAACGAUUCCCAGCCAUUUGGGAGGCCCCCUAAAUCCUACGAAGGAGGGAUUGCUGGGCCGCGACGACCGAGACUCGUGACGGACUAUGGAUCAUCAAUGGUGCAAUGGAUACGCACACGGAAACCCCGCUAUAAAGGAGGUCAUCAGAUUGAGGUGGAAAGGCCUAGUGCAAGCUAUGUUGUGGAUAUGCUCCCCCCUCUUGCACGAGUCCAUUCUCCGGCGGAUACUAUACCAGUGCGGCAUUUACAUCAGUCGAUUGGAAAAUCGAAGAAACCGAUCACUGUCGUACGAUGGACACCGGAAGGAAGACGCCUGCUAACGGGAGGCCACACGGGCGAAUUCAUGCUAUGGAAUGGAACUGCCUUCAACUUCGAAACUGUCAUGGAUGCACAUUAUGAUCAGCUACAAGCUGGAGUAACCUCCUUAGCUUGGUCCCACAGUCAUGACUGGUUAAUAUCCGGAGGACAGAAGGGUGACGUGAAGUAUUGGCGACCUAACUUUAACAACGUCGAGACGAUCGAUGACGCACAUCACGAUGCUGUACGCGAUUUGGCAUGGUCACCAAGUGAUACUAAAUUCCUCUCCGCAUCCGACGACACAACGCUGAAGAUAUUCGAUUUCACCGCGAGAACUUGCGAUACCGUUCUCACCGGUCACAACUGGGAUGUCAAAUCCUGCGACUGGCAUCCCACCAAAGGUCUCCUUGUCUCUGGGUCCAAAGACCAUCAGGUCAAGUUCUGGGAUCCGCGCACAGCAAGAUGCUUGACAACGCUCCAUAGCCACAAGAAUACCGUCACAGCGACGAGGUUUUCCCGCGUAAACAAUAACCUUCUAGCUACAUCCUCUCGGGAUCAAACGGCGAGAGUUUUCGACUUGCGCAUGAUGCGAGAUAUUUGUAUCCUCCGAGGCCAUGAGAAGCCCGUCUCCUCUCUAACAUGGCACCCGAUUCACAGCUCUCUCAUAUCUACAGGUAGUGAGGACGGGUCUCUA
Messenger RNA from Aspergillus niger, 1014 nucleotides. RefSeq lists its product as uncharacterized. Gene Ontology annotation, molecular function: protein binding. The transcript is spliced from 4 exons. Gene Ontology annotation, cellular component: mRNA cleavage and polyadenylation specificity factor complex. The record is from RefSeq and is a predicted model, not a curated record. The annotation marks the transcript as partial. NCBI's taxonomy places the organism in Eukaryota, Fungi, Ascomycota, Eurotiomycetes, Eurotiales, Aspergillaceae.